Messenger RNA from Aspergillus pseudoviridinutans, 672 nucleotides. Its product is annotated as protein fmp52, mitochondrial. Gene Ontology annotation, biological process: import into nucleus. Bases 1 to 672 code for a protein of 223 amino acids. The record is from RefSeq and is a predicted model, not a curated record. Gene Ontology annotation, cellular component: cytoplasm. The transcript has a single exon. Lineage: Eukaryota; Fungi; Ascomycota; Eurotiomycetes; Eurotiales; Aspergillaceae.
AUGGCAUCCGUUGCUUUAAUUGGGUGCACCGGUAUGGUGGGUACUCAUAUUGUCAGCACCCUCCUCGCUAAUCCCUCUAUCUCGCACAUUGUCACCCUCUCUCGACGACCCCCCCAAGCAGCAUCUACCGCUCCACAGACGAAACUCACGGCCUUCAUCUCAGAUGAUACCUCACUCUGGACGCCUCACCUGGCCUCUGUGUCUCCGCCACCCGCGAUCUUUAUUUCUUCCUUUGGUACCACUCGAGCCUCUGCUGGUGGAUUCGAUAACCUGUACAAGGUCGAACAUGGCGUGAACAUAGAGACGGCGAUCGCCGCCAAGAAAAUGGGAGUUAAAGCCUACGUGCUGGUUUCAUCUGUUGGUGCUACUAAGACCUCAUCCUUCCCCUACUCCCGAAUGAAGGGUGAGAUAGAGGAAGAUGUCAAAGCCUUGAAUUUCGAUCGGACGAUUAUCCUUCGCCCUGGUAUAAUUUCCGGCACUAGAGGAGAGAGCAGGCCCGUGGAAGCCGUGCUCCGCUUCUUCGCCGGAAUUGCUGGAAAGGUCCAUUCGAUCCUGAAAGACAGCUGGCCUCAAGAUGCGGAUGUGAUCGCUAGGGCCGCUGUGAACGCAGGACUCAAGGCUGUCGACGGUGAAGUGGAGGGCAGUGACAUCAUUCACCAGGGAAAACUAUAG